AUGAUAGUUCAGAGAGGAAUUCUGAUCUUCCCAAUUGGGCCUGCUUCUCACUUCCACGGCGGAGUUCCGGUGGUCUUCCACCGCCGACCUAUGCCUCAGAUUCCUCUACACCACCAUCCUAUACCCCUUUAUCCUCCUCAAUUUCAGAGCCGCGUCCCUGUUUUCCGGGUUGUUGGCGCCCCAAUUUGUCGUCAAGGAUCUGUGAAGAAAGCCGAUCAGUUCAAGGUUCGAAGAGUUUGUCGCUAUAAUUUCAAAGUCGAGAUUGCCGUAAUUCAGAGUCUAAUCAGGGCCGGCUACCGAUUUGCUAGUUUCGACACGGAAUUCCCCGGGACAGUGGUUAAAUCUGAAAUUCCGAAACAUCUGAUAUCUCAAGCUGUUCUGGUUGAUGUGUAUAAGAAGAAGCACCGAAACGGGUAUGAGUUUCCUGAUACGAUACGAUCAGAAACGUGGAAACGGCAAAUCUUAAAUGUAAUAGGAAACGGGUAUAAGAUGAUGAAGACCAAUGUGGACCAAACCCAUAUUAUCCACUUGGGUCUUUCACUCUCUUACCCAUUUGGGAAUUUUCCGGUUUAUGAUGGUGCCUACUGCUGUUGGGAGUUUAAUUUCAAUGAUUUCGAUGUAGACUGUGCUAACCAUUUGCGGAAUAGUGUCUCGAUUGAUGUCCUGAAGCGGCAAGGAAUAGACUUUUCCGAAAACAAAUGCACUGGUAUUUGUUCUGCAGACUUUGCUGAGGAGAUUAAGAGGUCUGGGCUAGUGGAGUUGCUUCCUUGCUUGACUUGGGCUACUUUCCAGAGUGCAUAUGAUUUUGGGUACUUGAUAAAGAUGUUCACUGGGAACAAGGAAUUGCCAGAGGAUAUCAAGGAGUUCAUGGGGAACGUGAAGACAUAUUUUGGACCGAAUGUGUACGACAUCAAGUACAUGAUGAAGUUUUGUGAUGGACUGUUUGGCGGUUUGAAUAGCGUGGCAGAAACCCUUGGGGUUGACUGUGUGGCUGGGAGUAGCCACCAGGCUGGUUCUGAUAGUCUUUUGACACUGCAAACGUUUGCCAAGAUGCUCAAGAUGGAGAAGAACAAAGGGAAAAGGCUGUGGGAAGAAUGUGGAGGAGUUUUGUUUGGUUCAGGAAACUUGGAUUUCUGGCAUCAUUGUUGA
This is a messenger RNA of Rosa chinensis, 1149 nucleotides long. RefSeq names its product probable CCR4-associated factor 1 homolog 11. The record is from RefSeq and is a predicted model, not a curated record. The transcript has 2 exons. Gene Ontology annotation, molecular function: poly(A)-specific ribonuclease activity; nucleic acid binding. The coding region runs from base 1 to 1149 and encodes 382 amino acids. Lineage: Eukaryota; Viridiplantae; Streptophyta; Magnoliopsida; Rosales; Rosaceae. Gene Ontology annotation, cellular component: P-body; CCR4-NOT complex; CCR4-NOT core complex.